AUGUACACUGUCAAUUCCUCUAAAAUUGAGAUCUCCACCUUCUUCCUGAUUGGAAUCCCAGGACUGGAGCAUGUUCAUGAAUGGAUCUCUAUUUUUAUCUGCCUCAUGUACUUGGUGGCCAUUUUCAGCAAUUGCACCAUCCUCUUUGUGAUCAGGACAGAACCCUCACUCCAUGCACCCAUGUACUAUUUCCUUUCCAUGUUGGCUAUCUCUGACCUGGGCCUGUCCUUCUCAUCCCUUCCCACUGUGCUGAGCGUCUUUGUUUUCAAUAAUACCGGAAUUUCCCCAAACGCUUGCUUUGCUCAAGAAUUCUUUAUCCACGGAUUCACAGAUAUGGAGUCCUCUGUGCUCCUGAUCAUGUCUUUUGACCGCUUUUUGGCCAUACGCAGCCCUCUGAGAUACAACUCUAUUCUCACCAAUGCCAGAGUUGCUAAGAUGUGCCUGGUGUUUUCCAUUAAAAGCAUGCUCUUAAUGCUCCCAUUUCCUUUCACUCUCAAAACAUUAAUAUAUUGUAAAAAAAGCCUACUUUCUCACUCCUAUUGUCUGCAUCAGGAUGUCAUGAACCUGGCCUGUUCUGAGAACACAGCUGACUUUUUCUAUGGUUUCUUUGUUGCUCUCUGUAUGAUGUCAGACAGUGUGUUCAUUGCUGUGUCCUAUGUGUUCAUUCUGAAGACUGUGAUGGAAAUUGGAUCUCAUAAGGAACGGCUCAAGGCCCUCAACACCUGUGUCUCCCACAUCUGUGCUGUGCUCAUCUUCUAUAUACCCAUCGCUGCUUUAGCCUUAAUGCACCGCUUUGGCAAUUACAAUUCCCCAAGUGCUGUAAUCAUCUGUGCUGACAUUUUCUUGAUAGUGCCACCUUUGAUGAAUCCCAUUGUAUACUGUGUGAAGACACGGCAAAUUCGUGAGAAGGUUUUUGGGAAAUUAGGUCUAAAAUAA
Pteropus alecto (black flying fox) is the source of this 936-nucleotide messenger RNA. Its product is annotated as olfactory receptor 51A7. The record is from RefSeq and is a predicted model, not a curated record. Gene Ontology annotation, biological process: G protein-coupled receptor signaling pathway. Gene Ontology annotation, molecular function: G protein-coupled receptor activity; olfactory receptor activity. The coding region runs from base 1 to 936 and encodes 311 amino acids. The transcript has a single exon. Gene Ontology annotation, cellular component: membrane. NCBI's taxonomy places the organism in Eukaryota, Metazoa, Chordata, Mammalia, Chiroptera, Pteropodidae.